Belonocnema kinseyi is the source of this 1877-nucleotide messenger RNA. Its product is annotated as leucine-rich repeat-containing protein 74B-like. The record is from RefSeq and is a predicted model, not a curated record. NCBI's taxonomy places the organism in Eukaryota, Metazoa, Arthropoda, Insecta, Hymenoptera, Cynipidae. Gene Ontology annotation, molecular function: protein binding. Bases 115 to 1866 code for a protein of 583 amino acids. The transcript has 6 exons.
ACACAAUUUUUACACAUAAUAAAUUUAAAAUGUCUCCAGUUGGUUUUGAUAGUGUUUACUAAAUUAUUUUCGUUGUUUAAAUUAUUAAAACUAGUGUGUAUAAGCAAAGAAAAUAUGACAAACUCUGAAGUGAUUUUAGAUAACCUGAGUGAAAAAGAUGAUCGAAAUCCAGCAUUUAUUGACUUCGAUAAGCAAAGUGAAUGGAAAAAUUGUACUUUCGAUUUCUCCAAUGAGUAUGAACAGCAUUUCUCAUUGAGAGACGAAGAAGAAACAGAAAAUGUCGAAAUAGAUGAACAAGACGAUACUGACGAAAGAUCGAGUGUUACAAUUGUAACACCUGAAGAAAUAGAAAUUGAAAUCUCAGAUAAAUCAGAAGAAAGUUCCAUUCAUUUCUGCUUUCGAGAAAUUGAUAUAAGUGAUUCUCAAUUAAAAAUACGAAAUGUUUACAAUUUAUAUUCGGUUCCAAAUGAUCCAGGCAUUGUAGAUGCAUUUUGGAGUGCUCAUUCCCAAUCCAAAGUUUAUUCAGAAGAUUUCCAAAAAUUCAACGAUAUAGCUAAAGUUAUGAAACUAAGGCCGAUCAGUUGCUUAAAAGAUAUGUUCCGAACAACUGAAAUUAAUUUGGGAUAUUAUGGUUUUGAUCCAAGAAUUUUCAAGGCAAUUUGCCAUGUUCUUGUUGAAAAUAAUACGGUCGAAAUACUAGAGUUAAGGGAUAAUUUCUUAUCACUUGAUGCCUGUUAUCACUUAAAUGAACUCCUCCUGAAAAAUACUAUCCUGACCUCUAUUAUUCUUUCUGGAUGUCGAAUCGGAGCUCAAGGAGCAAAAUUAAUUGAAGAAGGCCUAAGUUCUGCACCCGUUCUUCAGAAUCUAAACUUAAGUCACUGUGAACUCGGCAACGAGGGUUUUUAUCAUAUUUCCACUGGAGUUUAUCUUAGCGAAGUUCUUAAAACCCUCGAUCUGAGUGAUAAUCAUCUUAGCAAAGGAUCCGCAAAAAGUCUCGGGACAAUGAUUUUAAAAUCAGAAACUCUCGCGGAAAUUAAUUUAUCCUGGAAUUCGCUGAAUGACGAGGAAAGCUGUAAUCAUAUUUUUAGUGCCUUGAAGCACGGCCGAAAUCUUGAAAAAGUGAAUUUGUCAUGGAAUGCACUUGGAAGCGUAUGCACUUCAUAUCUUUGCAACUUCCUUUCAAAACCUUCCAAUAUAAAAACUUUGAAUCUUAAUGGAAACAGAUUCAAUGACAUCGACGCUCAGGAAAUAGCCAAAGUUCUCUCGAAAAAUUACAACUUGCAGGAAUUUCAUAUCGGUAAUAAUCCUCUGAAAGCCGCAGGAGCUUCCGAACUUAUUCAGUCCCUCACUUUCGGGAAGGCACCUGCAAGUAGAAUUUAUUUCUUGGACUUGGAAAACAUUUGGGUAAAAAAGAACGUUUUAGCAAUAUUGCAAAACAUUGAAAACACAAAACCCUGGUUAAAUAUCAAAUUAGGCGGAAUUCUUGGUAACUUUAAACUCGUCGGUCCAAAUGAAAAAAAAAUCUUUUUGAAACGAGCCAACUUCGAAGCGAUGAAUACCAAGAAAAAGAAGGAGAGAAAAGAAUUCGGGCAUUUUAUUCUCUCGUUAGAAAACGGUCUUAUUUCAACUGACAAAUUUGCAGAAUUGGUGAAAACUUUUAAAUUGAAACUGUCAGACACUUUGAUAAAAGCAAUCGCUAAAGCUUUUUCGAUAGGAAAGAACCUUGUCGAUCAGAGAGAACUGAAAGCCUUUUAUUUGAAGGAAUAUCCGGACACUCAAUUACCACCAGAAAAAGAGAAGAAAAUUAAGAAAGAUAAAAAAAAGGCAACAAAGAUAAGAAGAGAAAAAGAGACGAAAAAAACCUAAAACCAAAAACG